AGUUUUGGGGGGAUACGGAGAUCGGAAGGGGGUGGGGGGGUGGUAAGGUGAGGGGAUGCCUGCGCCUCCCGGGGGUCGUGAGAGGUGCGGGGGGUGUUUAUUGGGGUGUUUAUCGUCCACCCCUCCUCCGUCAGCCCUUCAUUUAUUUUUUUUUUUUUAUUGCCCCCUUGCUUUGGCAGAGAGGCCGAGCUCACCCGGCUGCCCCGUUUUGCCAUCCCACGUAGGACCCUGGCAAAGCGGCGCUUUGGGGCGAAACGCUGUCAUUUUGGGGAGAGAGAGAGAGACAGGGGGAUUUUGGGGGCGGCGGGUCCGUGCUGCGGCUCGGUUGUGUAAGCAGCGCCGCGGCCGCUCCUGCUGGGCUCCAGGUGGGUCCUAGCGAGCUGCUGCGGGGACUGGGGAAACGCCAGGCAGCCGCAGCGGGGCGAGACUUGCCCAGGGAGCGGCAUCGCCCCUUGGAACGCGAAGCUAAACUUUGGCGGUGUCGGGGCCCCCCCCAGGACUUGCUUUUUCCCUGGGGAAAAAUCAAAUUGGCCCAAGUACAUGGGUAAAUACAAGCAGAGUGUGCUCCCGGAAUGAAGUUGCUCGUGUUCCUCGGCAGCGCCGGCGCUCAGCCCCAGCUGACCUCCGAACAGAAUGCCAUCAGCCUCUCCGCCGGCAAGUACCGCCACCUCGACCGUGCCACCAACCAGGAGCUGAUCUGCGACAAGUGUCCCGCGGGAACCUACGUGUCCAAGCACUGCACGAAGAGCACCUUAAGGGAGUGCAGCCCGUGUCCGGACGGGACUUUUACGAAGCACGAGAACGGCAUAGAGCGAUGCCACCCUUGCAGAAAACCCUGCGAACUGCCAAUGAUUGAGAGAACCCAUUGUACUGCCUUGACCGACCGCGAGUGCACUUGCCUGUCGGGUACGUUUCAGACGAACGAUACCUGCGUCCCUUACACGGUGUGCCCGGUCGGCUGGGGCGUCCGCAAGAAAGGAACCGAGACGGAAGACGUGAGGUGCAAGCCGUGCCCUCGUGGUACUUUUUCUGAUGUGCCUUCUAGCGUGAUGAAGUGCAAAACCUACACGGACUGCUUCGGGAAGAACAUGGUGGUGGUCAAGCCAGGGACGAAGGAAAGUGACAACGUCUGCGGUUCUCCGGCGUCUCUGCCGAGCACGUCUUUGGCUUCGUCGGACGCAGAAGCAGGUGGAGAGACCUACGAGGCUCCACCGACCGCUCAUCUUCCCAAAGGUCUGAACUCUUCAGUUCCUGACCUGGCUCCCUCUCCUUCCCCACCCGUGGCUGACGGCGCGACGGGGCUGACGAGCGACUACAACCAGACCUCGGCCAACGAGACCGGGGGUGCCCGAGGGAGCCUGGUGGGCACCGGCACCGCUGGCCAGGCGCAGAGCUACCGGCACAAGCACACCAGCCAAGCUCUGGAGAAGCAGCCGGCCUUGGAGAUGGCAGGGGGCGAGAAGUCCAGCAUGCCCUACAGGCCGCCCCGGAGAGGGCCGCAGAACGUCCACCAGCACUUCGAUAUCAACGAACACUUGCCCUGGAUGAUCGUCCUCUUCCUGCUGCUGGUCCUGGUGGUUAUCGUGGUCUGCAGCGUCAGGAAGAGCUCACGGACUCUGAAGAAGGGGCCGAGGCAAGAUCCCAGUGCCAUUGUGGAGAAAGCUAUUAUGAAGAAGUCCACGACCCCCACACAGAACAGGGAGAAGUGGAUCUAUUACUGCAAUGGGCACGGCAUUGACAUCCUGAAGCUGGUGGCAGCCCAGGUGGGGAGCCAGUGGAAGGACAUCUACCAGUUCCUGUGCAACGCCAGCGAGCGCGAGGUGGCCGCCUUCUCCAACGGCUACGCGGCUGACCAUGAGCGCGCCUACGCCGCCUUGCAGCACUGGACCAUUCGCGGGCCCGAGGCCAGCCUGGCCCAGCUCAUCAGCGCCCUCCGCCAGCACCGCCGCAACGACGUGGUGGAGAAGAUCAGAGGCCUGAUGGAGGACACCACGCCGGUGCAAAUGCAGCCUCAGUGGCAAAUGCAGGACUGCUCUAACGGGGAUGGAAAGCUGGAAGGUGACAAGCUGGCGCUGCCGGUGAACCCCAGCCCGCUCAGCCCUGCACCCAGCCCCAGCCCGAAACCCCCGGACGCCACCGUCCUCACCGUGGAGCCCUCUCCUUCGGAGAAGAAAUGCUUCUUUGUGGACGAGUCGGAGCCCCUCCUGCGGUGUGACUCCACCUCCAGCGGCUCCUCUGCGCUCAGCCGGACGGGCUCUUUUAUUACCAAAGAAAAGAAGGACACAGUCUUGCGCCAGGUGCGCUUGGACCCUUGCGACCUGCAGCCCAUCUUCGACGACAUGCUGCACAUCCUCAACCCCGAGGAGCUCCACGUGAUAGAGGAGAUCCCGCAGGCGGAGGACAAGCUGGACAGGCUAUUCGAGAUCGCCGGCGUCAAGAGCCAGGAAGCCAGCCAAACCCUCCUGGACUCCGUCUAUAGCCACCUUCCCGAUUUACUGUAGGCACUGGUCACCGCGCACUCUCCGAAUAUCUGCUAGAACUAGCUUGGCACUUGUUAAGAUGACCGACGAUGCGCAGGCGGGUUUUGCUGUAGAAUACAUGGCCAGUAUUUCCUUGAGGUGUCCUUGGUUUCUGGAGGGGGGCAGCUUGCCAGCGUCGCGCCUCUCCACCUUAACUCUGUCGCUCAGUUAAGUCUCUGCACCCUCUGCCCCCUUCGGAGUCUCUUUUUUUUUUUUUUUUCCUUGUUCUCAUUCCAAUCAAAUCAGUCGAUGCACUUUAAAAUGCAGUUAAUGAACUAAAAGACCACGAAGCUGGUGUCGCUUAGGCGUUGAGCCUGGGGUUGCUCUGUAGCCUGGUUCAAUUCUCUCAAAGCUGUUCCUCUGAAUGACGUCUCCUGCUACCUCCCUUCCGCCUUGGAGUGGUGAACGGUGAAACACGCAAAGCUGAUUGUUGCUGGUUACCUUCUCUUAAUGCAUCUUAAGCUUCUCCCCCAGCUGACUUUUUUCAUGUACUAUCGUAUAGCUCACGCCCAUCGCUGCGGUUUUACUAGCACGGUUAUUUAUUGUAUGGUUUUCACCUGGACAAUAAUGCAUUGUGCUCCUAUAAGCUAAAGUAGAAGCGGUUGAAUGGAAAGGUUUGGUUCCACCAACUUUACUGAUAAAAAAAAAAAAAACACAAAAAAAAACAGUCCUAAACCAGUCCUUCCAGCCUGCGGUGGCAGGGAACCCAAGCGAGGAGCAUCCUGCCUGGCCGCUGAAGAGGACAGCAGGUCACGGCGGCGCCGGUGCUGGAGCCGGGGAGGCGAAGGCUGCUGGUUCUGCUCUCCUUGCGGUGUAAGACUUACCGAGCUACGCUUUUACACUUGUGUCUCUUGUUUUUUAUACAGACAUGGCCGAUAAGGGGAGGUUCUCCCGAGAUCCUACCCGGCCUUAAAAUAGUCUCUUCAAAUCACACUUCACUUUUUAUCAAUAAGAAAAAGGGGGGAGGGGAUGGGGGGGGGAGGAAAAAAAAACAAGCUGCAUCGUUAUAAGAAGUCUGUCUGAUUAUAUUUGCAACUAUUAUGCUCCCGUAAUGAACAGUCUGUAAUAUGCUCAGUUUGAAGAAAUUACGAUACUAGGGUGGCAUGUGCUGCCUUGUGGGAAGGGGUGGGAGUGGGGGAAGAGGGGAAUGAAUUGAAAAAAUUGCCUUCCAGUGUACUAAUUUAUUAAUAAAUACUAGGUGU
Messenger RNA from Cygnus atratus (black swan), 3721 nucleotides. It is a transcript of the gene TNFRSF21, whose product is annotated as TNF receptor superfamily member 21. The coding region runs from base 573 to 2501 and encodes 642 amino acids. NCBI's taxonomy places the organism in Eukaryota, Metazoa, Chordata, Aves, Anseriformes, Anatidae. The record is from RefSeq and is a predicted model, not a curated record. Gene Ontology annotation, molecular function: protein binding. Gene Ontology annotation, biological process: humoral immune response; negative regulation of myelination; neuron apoptotic process. The transcript has 7 exons.